This is a messenger RNA of Cyprinus carpio (common carp), 3004 nucleotides long. It is a transcript of the gene zmat1, whose product is annotated as zinc finger matrin-type 1. The record is from RefSeq and is a predicted model, not a curated record. NCBI's taxonomy places the organism in Eukaryota, Metazoa, Chordata, Actinopteri, Cypriniformes, Cyprinidae. Gene Ontology annotation, molecular function: zinc ion binding; nucleic acid binding.
AGAAACGUGAUCCUACUGCGCAUGCGCAUAUCGCCUCCCUUCAUAUCUUAGCCAUUGCCAUGUAGAGCUCAUUGGCAUUUUAGCUUAAUCUGCUACAGUUUUGAUUUAUUUCCAGGUUUCAAAAAAUGUCCGAGCUUGAAGCUAGUGUAUCGUGUUCUCCGCAGUGUGCGGAAACAGACAAAAUCAAAAAUACAGACGAUAUCAAUCCAGAAACAGUACAAAACACUAACACCAAUAUUUCUCAGGUUGAAGAAGGGUCUCAGAGCGACAGUGAUCUUCUCAAAGGCUUGUUGACAGAUAACUUCUGUCAUGUCUGUGAAGCAACCCUGCUUUACGAGUCCCAGAGAGUUUCUCAUUAUGAGGGGAAAAAGCAUGCACAAAGAGUCAGGAUGUACUUGCAGAACAAGACCAUUAAUAUAAAUAAGCCGAGCCAAGAUUGUGGAGGCCUUUUGAGAGGUCUGUCUGCAGAGAAGUUCUGCGAGCUGUGCAACAUGGUAUUCAGCUCUCCAACUGUGGCCAAGUCGCACUAUGAGGGCAAAGUUCAUGCAAAGAACAUGAGAAAAACCAAUCCUCCGCCACCUGGAGCACCCAUCCUAGAAUCCACAAUUCCUGAUGUACACCCAUCAGAGGCUGCUGUGCAGAAUCAGAUCAGUCUGGAGGAGAAGGACACUUCUGGCUUGGACGAUCAAGAGGUUGAUGUCAGUGAUCCCAACAAGUACUGUACACUGUGCAGCGCUUCCUUUAACAACCCCCUGGUCGCCCAGCAGCACUACAGCGGCCGGAAGCAUCAGAGGAACCAGGCCCGGCAAGAGAUGCUCGAUCAGAUGGGGGAACAGUCAGAACAUGCGAGCUCCCUGACUUGCCCGAUUUGCUGUCUGACACUCAGCUCAAUAGAGAUGUACCAGGCACACAUGCAGGGAAACAAACACUUUGUCAAAGAGAAGAAAGUUAUGGAACUGUGCAAAUCUCAGAAGAAAAUGUACGACUCCUUCCAGGAUGAGCUGGCUGACUACAUCCAGGUGCAGAAGGCCCGGGGACUGGAUCCCAAAGCAGGACUGGGCACCAUAGGACAAGCAAGCAAGGGUCUGGAUGAGAGUGUGAAAGAAGGUCUACAGAUACCAGAAGAGAUGCCUCAACCUGGCCAGCUGGUACCACGUUUUCCAUCUCCUGGUUUCCCUCAACCUCACUGGCACCCACAAUUCCAGUCUCAGGUCAAUCAGUUUGGCUUUGGUAUGAGAGGCCCUGCCCCACACUAUCGGCCGGGAUUUAUGCCCCAUCCCCGUCCUCCUUUCCCACCUGGUCACCUGUAUAAAAGAGGGAGGAGCCCUGAGUCGUUUAGCUCCUCCUCUUUCUCAGACUCCUCCUCCUACACUAGCAGCAGUAGUGACAGCAGCAGCAAUGACAGCAGAGAGAGGAGGAGACGGAAGAGGAAGAUGAAAAAGCACUUGAAGAGCAGAAGAGACCAGGAGGAAGGGUCUGAUACAGAACGAGGAGAAAGGAAAAAGAGGCAGAAGGGAGACAGGAGAGGAAGUGUAGAAGGAGAUGAUGAUAGAAAGAAAUGGAAGGAGAGAAGAAAAAGAGAGAGGAGCUCUAGUGAAGACGAGGAAAGCAGGAGCAAAAGAAGAGCAAGCAAGAAAAGUAGGAGGCACGGGGAGAGACGAAAAGAAGUGGAACUCUUGGAGAAACAAGAGGUUGAAGUGCACGAGGAACCACAAGGAAAGAUGGAGGAGCACGUAGAGGUCAGGACAGAAACGAAAGAUGGCAAACACAAACACAGAAAAGAGAAGAAAAAAGGAAAAGAGAAGAUGAAUCAAGACAACAGGACAGAGGAGGAAAGGCUCUGGGAUGAGACGAUUCUUGGUGUUUUUUAGACUUUUGUUUUUUUUUUCAAUGAUGGUCUGACAGUAUUGUUCUAAUAAAUCUGUACGGGACCCCAGAAAACCGCUUUGCUGAAAUCUUCUGGGUCCUUCUCACUAUUUAUGCUUUCUGAAGAACUCUAAAGGCCUUUCUUUUAUGCAGAAACUCAUCUGAUCACAAUUCCUUUUUAAGGAAUCAACAGUGAAAAUUUUGUCACGAUUCACUCACCCUCAUUUCAUUUUCAACUCAUAUGUCUUCUAUGCAACAUAAAAAUAGAUGUUAAGAAUGUUCAUGCUGCUUUUAUCCAAUGCAACAAAUGUGUAUGGAAGCUCCAAAAAUGACAAAAAAGUCAAAGUCAGUAUGACUUCUGCACUAUAUUUUGGUAAGAUACAGAUCAAAACUGAUAGAAAAUAUUGGUUAAAAAUAUUGCUGCCUGCAAUUCCACAUAUUCAACCUUGCUGUGUUGAGCAAAAAACUACAGCGUUUGUUAAAAACUGGCUGGCUGCACAAUUUGUAUGAAUUAACUGUUGCUUUUAAGGUGCUUUUGUCACUUUUAGAGCUCGACAGCAUUCACUUUCACAGUGUGGAAAAGAGCAACAUGAACAUUAUGCUAAAUCUCUUCUUUUGUGUUCCACGAAGAAAGGAAAUCAUACAGGUUUGGAAUGAGAUGAGGGUGAGCAAAUGAUGAAAAUGUUAAUUCCUUGAAUUGCUCAGGACUACAGACUUUAGGAUGUCUCUAAAGCUGCACUUCUCUCUUGGAGAAAUCACUAACUUUAUACCUUGCGGUGUGAUGCAAAAACACUACGUGAGCCAUCCACCCAUGUCCAUGUGGAUGUGUCCUUCAACUUGCUUCAUGCUUUGAUCAAAUAAACCCCCCUUCCACUGUUUAUAUCAACGUAGAUUUAGUAUUUAUUGUUGAACUUUUUCUAAAAAACAAUCUCUUAUACAUCAACUUUUAUUUCUGACUUAAUUGAAGCAUUUCCAGUUUUAGUCUCAAGGGGGCAUUGAAUGCAAAUGUACACAUUACAGUACACUGUGGAUCUGCUAGAAACCUCUUUCAGACUUACUGUAAUCUCUCUGUGUUCAAGAAAUACAUGAAAACAAGAAUGAACGGUGUGAAUAAAAUAAAGAGUUGUCAGAAUAUAGA